AUGAUCACCUGGCUGUGUACCGUCCAAAUUGCUUGCUUAUACGAUGUUGACUUCUCCAUGAAUCACAAGUCGAGGCAGAGGACUUUCGCAGCGGCACCGACCUCGGCACCAGGUCCAGACGGGCAGUGUCCCGGCAACACCAACGACAGCUUCCAGCAACGGCUGGUGCUCGACGCAUACGGCUCCCAGGCCCCGAGUGACGAUCCCGAAGCAGACAUGGUUCCUCUCAGAAACGGAGAGACGCUCAUGGUGUUCGUAGCAGAGGGUUGA
Diaporthe amygdali is the source of this 270-nucleotide messenger RNA. RefSeq lists its product as uncharacterized. The transcript has 3 exons. The record is from RefSeq and is a predicted model, not a curated record. The coding region runs from base 1 to 270 and encodes 89 amino acids. NCBI's taxonomy places the organism in Eukaryota, Fungi, Ascomycota, Sordariomycetes, Diaporthales, Diaporthaceae.